Salvia miltiorrhiza (redroot sage) is the source of this 1138-nucleotide messenger RNA. RefSeq lists its product as uncharacterized. NCBI's taxonomy places the organism in Eukaryota, Viridiplantae, Streptophyta, Magnoliopsida, Lamiales, Lamiaceae. The transcript is spliced from 2 exons. The coding region runs from base 243 to 920 and encodes 225 amino acids. The record is from RefSeq and is a predicted model, not a curated record.
CAAAUGCAUCUACGUGUCAAUUCCUUUACCAUGCAACUCAGAUACUCCCAAUUGGCAAAUCAAAGUAACUGGAAAAAUCUUCCCCCAAAAUUAAAUUUGACGAGAAAGAUAAAAUUUUACAAUAAAAAUCGUGGACAGAAUUCCUCACCGUCUUCUUAAAUUUGCGAAUCUCACCUUCAAUUUCUGAUCAAGAUAAACCUUAAACUCCACUCGCAAUCUCAGUUGCGAAGCUCAUUUAGAAAAUGGCUUUCUUGGAUAUCUUGAAGUUGUCGUUCCUUCUCAACUUUCUCUCGAGCUCGAAUUUGGUUCUGUCGCCGGAGAAAAAUGCCGGCGGCGUCAGCGUCUUUCCGCCUACGUGCAGCCGUAUUGAGUGCCCCAGCUACGAUCUGAUCCACGCCGGAAAUGGAUUUGAAAUCCGGCGUUACAAUUCGAGCAUGUGGGCAUCUACGCAGCCUAUCGAUGACGAUAUCUCAUUUGUUUCUGCAACCAGGAGAGGAUUUCUGCAGUUAUUUGAUUACAUCCAAGGCAAGAAUGAUUACCAGCAGAAAAUAGAAAUGACGGGUCCAGUGAUCACCGAAGUGAAACCUAGCAACGGCCCCUUCUGUGCUUCGUCCUUCGUGGUGAGCUUCUACGUCCCUAAAGAGAACCAAGAGAAUCCGCCUCCUGCUGAAGGCCUCCAUCUGCAGAAGUGGGGGGUGACCUAUGUAGCCGUGAGGCAAUUUGGAGGAUUUAUAGCUGACGAAGAACUUGGAGAGGAAGCAGCAGCAUUGUAUGCUAGCAUUGCUGGGACUGAAUGGGCCAACGCCAUUGCCAAGAGCCAUGCGGGGGAGGAAGUAACGGAGUACAUUGUCGCGCAGUAUAACUCUCCCUUUGAGUUCCAAAACAGAGUGAAUGAGAUUUGGUUCACAUUUGAUUGGUAAGACUGAUCAAACUUAGCAUCAACCUAGUACUUCUGUAUAUGAGACGCGGCGUGCUGCAACGGAUUUUGAGCCUCAUUUUCGUGUAGAUGAUUUGUUGCUUCACCUACUUGAAAUGCAUAGAGUUUUGUGUUUGAGACUUAUUCUUGGAAAAUAACUGGCUAUGCGAAGCUCCUUUUAAGUCUCUGAUAUCGUAUUACAUGCUUUUUGGAUUGUUUUCA